AUGUCGCCUCACAGCACACGCGCGGGCCCCGAAACGGGUGGAACCGGCAGAUAUCCUGCGGAAGGCCACUUGAAAGAGCCAGAGAGCAGGCCAAGGCGACCAACGGCGGUGUCGCAGUCGGAUAUCCAUGAGACGAUUCUACAUCCCGGCACAGUCCGGAUUAACGUCCAGGGCGCGUUUAUUGUGGACGACGAGCUGGUAACGCCCCAGAGUGAUGACUACGAACAUGACCCGAGGGACAUUCGGCUUCCGAACCACACGGCUGUGGUGAGCCACAUUGCUGUUGAUAUCGGAGGCUCCCUCGCCAAAUUGGUAUACUUCUCCCGCGAAUCCAAUGCGAUCUCUAUCGGCGGCCGCCUCAAUUUCCUCAAGUUCGAGACAGACAAGAUAGACACAUGCAUUGAGUUUAUGCGCAAGCUGCAGGCCGACCACCAGCAGCUCAAUGGCUCGAAGCCGGAAGAGUUGUGUGUCAUGGCGACGGGGGGUGGCGCGUUUAAGUACUAUGACCGCAUUAGGGAGGCGCUGGGUGUGGAGGUGAUACGGGAGGACGAGAUGGAGUGUCUCAUCAUUGGCCUCGAUUUCUUCAUCACUGAGAUCCCCAUGGAAGUCUUUACCUACAGUGAAGCAGAACCAAUGUCCUUCAUCCCCUUCCCCCCGCAACCCCCGUCAAUAUAUCCCUAUCUCCUCGUAAACAUCGGCUCGGGUGUGAGCAUGAUUAAAGUCUCCGGCCCACGGCGGUACGAACGUAUUGGCGGGACCUCGCUCGGGGGUGGCACACUCUGGGGUUUACUCUCCCUCCUCACCGGUGCCCGUAACUUCGAUGACAUGCUGAAACUCGCCGAAAAGGGAGAUAACUCCACUGUGGACUUGCUAGUCGGUGACAUCUAUGGCACCGAUUACAACAAGAUCGGACUCAAGAGCACACACAUUGCCUCCUCAUUCGGGAAAGUCUACAAACUGAAGCGAGCAGCGGAACAGGAAGCCGAAGACGGCUGUAACAGUGAUUACAAGCACCAUGCCGCUGAAGAGCACAUCGAGGGCUCCUCUGAGAUACCCCAUGAGUCGGCAAAGCAGUUCCGACCCGAGGAUAUUUCGAGGUCGCUGCUUUAUGCAGUAUCGAACAACAUCGGCCAGAUUGCAUAUUUACAUGCAGAGAAGCAUAAUCUAGCGCAUAUUUACUUUGGUGGAUCUUUCAUCGGCGGUCACUCCCAGACGAUGAACACACUGUCUUACGCCAUUCGGUUUUGGUCCAAGGGUACGAAGCAAGCAUAUUUCCUCAGGCAUGAGGGAUAUCUAGGGGCGGUUGGCGCGUUCUUAAAGAGGCAGCCCAGGAAUUGGGGAAGAAGAAAUAGUUUUGACACAACCUAG
Molecule: messenger RNA, 1368 nt
Organism: Lindgomyces ingoldianus
Lineage: Eukaryota; Fungi; Ascomycota; Dothideomycetes; Pleosporales; Lindgomycetaceae
Product: pantothenate kinase 4
Exons: 3
Coding region: 1-1368 (455 amino acids)
Biological process (GO): coenzyme A biosynthetic process
Cellular component (GO): nucleus; cytosol
Molecular function (GO): ATP binding; pantothenate kinase activity
Source: RefSeq, a predicted model, not a curated record